Messenger RNA from Myripristis murdjan (pinecone soldierfish), 1623 nucleotides. RefSeq lists its product as uncharacterized. The record is from RefSeq and is a predicted model, not a curated record. The coding region runs from base 1 to 1443 and encodes 480 amino acids. Lineage: Eukaryota; Metazoa; Chordata; Actinopteri; Holocentriformes; Holocentridae. The transcript has 10 exons.
AUGGGGAGCCUUGCAGGUGGACGUCUGGAUGAAGCUCAUUGUUUCCGGCCGAUGUGCACUCAUCCUGGCUGCUGGCAGGCAGAGCAGCGCAUCCUCACAGGCAAACCUCGAAUGACAGAGGCUCAAGCCUCGAGCAGGGCCACAGCAAGAGCUUGUGACAUGGAUGAGUUUCCAACCCUCAGUGUGGUCAAUGCAUCAAAGUGGACUGAAGGCAGGAGGCUACCCGAGGUCAAGUCUCUUAGACGUGAAGAUGAUAUAUCCCAGGGUGCUACCAGCACCCUCAGCAGCCUGGAGGAUUUACCCAGGGGAGGAGGAAGACAUGUAAGUGCUCACUACCCCAAGUGCAACGCAGCCACCACGACUCUUGUGGAAACAAACAGAGACAACAAGACAGUCAAGCUCAGCACUGCCCAGAUCCACCCACUGUCCAGUUGCAACAUGUCACAGUGCUCAGAGGUGACAGUGAUGUGGAUUCCCAAUCCCCAUUAUAUCCCUCCACAACACCCCCAAAACAGUGUUAAAUCUCCUCAAGUUGCCAUCAAGGAACUGAUUUGCCUCCCCCCUGUCGAUUGUUCCAAAGCUGGAGCUAAAAAGAAAAGACUGACACGGGAAAAGUCAAGGGAGUGGGUUCAAUUCCACCGAACACAUUUGAUGUCACCAUUGAUGGAGGAAGAGAGGGGCUCUCUGAGUUCGGGGCCGGGUGCUGAUCUACCAGAUCCUGGUUCAGCCUGGGCCAGCCCAAACAGUGACCUCCAGGUAGGGGAGGCCACCGUCUCACCCCGGGACAGCCUUCUUGUUCCUGUAGAUCAAAGUUUGCGUGCUGUUCCUGAGGCCGAAAAUGGUGGGCGGCUGCCCAGGACAGCCAGCACCUUCCACGUCACUACCAAGCCUGUGGUCUUCCACCCUGUCUGGGAGAGGAUGCAGAGAAGGCACACCCCGGAGGACCACCCUGCCUACAAAUACAAACUGGACACAAAGACUGCAGUUGAUGGGAUUGACUGGGAGAGUCUGAAGAGACAGACAUACCUGUGGAGGAAUCACUUCCAAGCAGCUAAUCGUGAGAGGGGACAGCCUCCAUCUUUAAAGACUGAUGCAGGAUAUCUCCAUGCUGCCCCCAAGCCAACUCUAGACUAUGGGCCCAAGGGCCCUCCAUCCACAGGUCCCGCUAAAUGCUGGUGUAUGAGUUGUAUGAACGGGAUGUGGCAGAGCUACAGUCGUCUCCUGGCCUCUCCAUCGGAGCUCUGUGUCUUUAGGAAUGAUGCCUUCAAGUCCUGCUGUGCAACUCACCCCGUCCUGAAGCUUGGACACCAAGCUGUAGAUGAAGAUGGGGAGAGUGAAACAGCACUGGACAUGAGGGGCUUCAUUCCUCCACCAAACUCAAAGCACAGUUCCCAAGAUAAACCUAGUGUUGAACCAACCAAGUUAGUUGAAUUAUCACGGUGAAAAAAUUCUCAGCAACAUCUGAGAUGCAAGACAGAAGUAAACGACCAAAGCUCAGUGGCCAAACCCUGUGGACACUGAAGAGGAGAGUCCAUCAGCAUUCAGCAUUCCUAAAAUAAAUGUGUUCUAUAACAAAAAUGAGUUGUGUCUGCAAAAAGAGGCCUGCUGCAAUUUAACAUCAUC